AUGGCGGACGAGGCCGCCGGAGCGAACUGCCCUCGCUGCAGCACGCGCCUCCACCGCCGGAUCCACGCGAAUGAGGAGGAACCCGAAAUUGCAACACGCCGUUGCAGCCCGCGCCUCCAUCCCCAAACCCUCGCGAGCAAGGAGGUCUCCGGAGUGACCCGCCGCCACCGCCGCGGCACGCCCCUCCACCCUCAGAUCCACGGUAAUGAGGAGGGCGCCGGAGUGACCCGACGUCGCAGCCCGCGAUUCCAUCCCCAAAUCCACGCGAGUGGGGAUGGGGAGGCCGCCCGAGUGGCCCGCCGCCGCCGCCGCGGAACCUCGCCGGAGGCGGCUGACUCCCUGCCGGCCAGCGACGAUCUCCUCCGGGAGAUCCUCCUCCGCCUCCCGCCGCAGCCGUCCUCCCUCCCACGCGCCGCCGCCGCCUGCAAGCGCUGGCUCCGCGUCGCCGCCGACCCCCGGUUCCUCCGCGGCUUCUCUGCCCGCCACCGCAAGCCGCCCCUCCUCGGCGUCUUCGAGCCCCUCGACUGGGAGAUCGACUCGUGUGGUCGCCUUAAUCGUCGCUCCUUCAAGCGCCGCGACAAGUGGAUUGAGUUCACGCCCAUCCUCGACCCUCCCGACCGGAUCCCUCCUCAGCGCUUCGACCUGCGACGUCACUGCGUCGAAACCGGCAUCCGCUCCAGGGCCCAGCUGCUCGGGUGCCGCCACGGCUGCCUUCUCAUCAUGGACGAUGUGCACGCAGACUUUGUUGUCUACGCCCCCAUCACGGGCGAGCAGCGCCGUUUGGCGGUUCCCACGGAGUUCAAGAGGGACUUUGUCCAUGCGACGGUGCUCUGUGCUGCGGGCGAGCUUGGCCACGUGCACGGCAGCUGCCAUUGGAGCCCAUUCAAGGUGGUCUUGGUGUCCAUGUAUAGAAAGGAUAAUCGGCCGGUCGCUUGUGUUUACUCCUCGGAGGCUGGUGUGUGGGGCAAUCUCAUUUCCACAGACGCUCGAUGCGGGCUUGUUGAUGCUAAUCCCGGGAUUCUUGUUGGUAAUGCCCUUUACUGGUCGUCUAAGUCUGUGUGUGACGGUGAAGGUUUGUGGGGUUUAGAUAGGCUCACAAAUGAUAUAAUUGAGUUUGAUUUGGAUACACAUAGCCUAGCUGUGAUCAAGGGGCCUCCCUGUCUCAAUAACUCACUCAGACAUCAGAUCAGCAAGGCAGACGAUGGUUUUGUUGGUCUCACCGUGGUGUUUUAUGGUAGAUUUGAAAUGUGGCAGAGGAAGAUUGAUCGUCAUGGUGUUGCCACAUGGUUAAAUCACAAGAGCAUUCAAAUGCAUCUUGUUCUUGGGCUCUCUCAUCAGCUUGAGAGAUUGACGAGAUGGAUACAAAUUAUGGGGUAUGAUGAGGAUAAUGGUGUAAUAUUUUUACAUGUGGAUGCCAGUGUCUACAUGGUUCAACUGAUGUCGAUGCAAUCCAAGAAACUUUAUCGAAGCUAUACUCCCAAUAAUAGAUGUCACCCUUUCACAAGUUUCUAUGCGCCAGCCAUUCCUGGUGGAUGCAAUGGAGCUGAGAUGUUGCACGAUAUGUAG
Messenger RNA from Triticum turgidum subsp. durum (durum wheat), 1566 nucleotides. NCBI's taxonomy places the organism in Eukaryota, Viridiplantae, Streptophyta, Magnoliopsida, Poales, Poaceae. The record is from the annotation of a GenBank genome assembly.